AUGAUCCAAGAUACUUGGCUCACUCGAUCUAAAUUGGCGCGCUCUGGUGACCAUCAAAUCCAGCAAAGGCGACCUAAAAUUCUUCCGGCGAUGGACUUAAACAGUGAGACAAGUAUUUUCCGCUUAAUGGAAGAAAUUCAGGAUCAGAGCUCUUGGAUGCUUCUAUUUUCGAGUGCAUACCGAGGUUCUACCCACCAAGGGGUCUCACUACCUUCCUCUGAAGAAAUAGAUUACGCUCUUUCGCUUCAGAGUAGCUUGUUGGCCGCCUUACAGCAGUUGAGAGCCAUUCUAUUACAAAUAGAGCUCUUCUGGGGGUGUGAAGAAUGUUUGUCUUGA
This is a messenger RNA of Aspergillus luchuensis, 336 nucleotides long. RefSeq lists its product as uncharacterized. The record is from RefSeq and is a predicted model, not a curated record. NCBI's taxonomy places the organism in Eukaryota, Fungi, Ascomycota, Eurotiomycetes, Eurotiales, Aspergillaceae. Bases 1 to 336 code for a protein of 111 amino acids. The transcript has 2 exons.